UCAAGCCUUGUUUACAGAGUCAAUUCAACGGAGAGAAACUACGGGAUCUACUCUACAUCCUUCACAUCUCCUAAAUUAACAGAACCGAUCCUUCAAACACCAUCUGUGUUCAAUUACCUCAAUUCCCGCGUCUUGAUGGGACAAAUGCAUCUCUGAAAUCUCAUACUGAAGAGGGUGGGAGGCAUAGAGAGACCAUUUUACAGACUGGACGGAUAUUAUUUGCCAUCUCUUUGAGUUUCUUCACCGAUUUUAGGCCUUUAACACACGCUGUAUGAUAGAAAUAAGGCAUCUCGCAGCUCAUGAAGAUCACGCAUGCAUGCAUACACACAUAUGCGGUCAGACAGACACAUGCGUCCAGACUGUUUUAGCCAUUGGAUCUAACUAAGCAGUUUUCACAGCUAAAAAGCAGCCAACGAGGAGACCUACAACGUGUUUUCCCCACUUUACCACGAAAUGGAGCACGAAAAUGUGGAUUAUCAAGCCUUGACGUGUUUUUCUGGAUUGUUUUCACGUUUAUCGGCGAGAAGCAGCUCUCAAUAAUAAUAAUUGAUAAUUUUAAAGAGCACGAGAAUCGGUGCGGGUGAAUCCGACUCAUGGUGAGGGCAGAGCGGGCUGUGUCUGUUGGAUAGCUCGCUGGGGUGUCUGGAGGGUCAUUUAUCCCAGCAAAAACACUACGAAGAUGGACGAAAUCAGUGUUAUUUGAUUUGUUCCCUGCUCUCCUCUAUCUGUUAAUUUUUCACCUAUUCAAAAGGAAGGACCGAGCUGGAUAAAGAAACUUUGAUGAAAUAUUUUUGUACCUAAAUACUUUGAGUCAAGCACCAUCCACUUUAAAGGCUUGAGCUGUACCCCUUUUUUUUGCCUUGUGUUUGCCUUGUUUUUGUACAGGAAUGAGGUCUAGUAAACAGAGGAGACAUUGGACCUUGUUUUGUGGUCUGGUGCUGGUCCUAAGCGCUCUCUGCCAUGGAGAAAUCUGUGGUCCAGGCAUUGACAUUGGAAAUGACAUCAGUAAUUUUAAGCGUCUGGAGAACUGUACGGUGGUUGAGGGCUACCUGCAAAUUCUUCUCAUCGGAGGCAAAAACAAUAACAACCAGGAGGUCUUCCGCACCCUGAGUUUCCCCAAGCUGACCAUGAUUACGGAUUACCUUCUCCUCUUCCGUGUUUCCGGGCUGGACACACUCAGCACACUCUUCCCAAACCUCACUGUCAUCCGUGGCCGCAACCUGUUCUACAACUAUGCCCUGGUCAUAUUUGAGUUGACCAGCCUGAAGGACAUUGGCCUCUACAACCUGCGAAACAUCACUCGAGGAGCGAUACGAAUCGAGAAGAAUCCUGAGCUCUGCUACUUGGAUUCUGUAGACUGGUCCCUCAUUAUGGAUGCUGAAUUUAACAAUAUUAUUGCUGGAAAUAAGCAGUCGAAGGAGUGUGGAGAUGUUUGCCCUGGAAUCAUGGAGGACAACCCUCAGUGUAUCAAGACGAACUUCAACAGCAAAUACAAUUACAGAUGCUGGACCUCCAACCACUGCCAGAAAGUUUGUCCAGAAUGGUGUGGACAGCGGGCAUGUACGGACUCGGGCGAGUGCUGCCACCCCCAGUGCCUGGGCAGCUGCACCAUGCCCAAUAACGACCGGGCCUGUUCAGCCUGCCAGCAUUACUAUCAUGAGGGCCGCUGCGUGGAGGACUGCCCGCCCGGCACAUACAAGUUUGAGGGCUGGCGCUGCAUCACCAUGGACUUGUGCUCCAAGAUCCACCUGCCUGAUUAUGACCGUUUUGUGAUCCACGGAGGAGAGUGCAUGUCCGACUGCCCGCCUGGCUUCACACAUGAUGAGAACCAGAGCAUGUUCUGUAAAGCCUGUGACGGCCUGUGUGACAAGUUUUGCGAUGAAAAGGUCAUUGACUCGGUGGAUGCGGCUCAGUCCCUCAAGGGAUGUACUGUUAUCAGAGGCAACCUGCAUAUCAACAUCCGCCGUGGCAAUAAUAUCGCCUCAGAGCUGGAGAAUUUUCUAGGUCUCAUCAAGACAGUGACGGGAUACGUGAAGAUUCGAUCAUCUCACACCCUGAACUCUCUCUCCUUCCUCAAGAGUCUGAGAUACAUCAACGGAGAAGAACUGUGGGAUGACAUGUAUGCCUUUGCUGCAUUGGAUAACCAGCACCUCCAGUUUCUGUGGGACUGGUCUCAGCACAAUCUCACCAUAAACACUGGAAAACUUUACUUCCGUCUCAACCCCAAACUCUGCAUGUCCGAGAUACACAAGAUGUGGGCCAAAACCGGAAUUACAGAGAAGUUUUUGGAAGAAGAUUUCCGCAACAAUGGAAACCGUGCAAGCUGUGAAAGUAAAAUUCUCAAGUUCAUAUCUAAUAGCACGAGGAGUAAUCGAAUCAGUUUGACGUGGGAACGAUAUCGGCCACCUGAUUACAGAGACCUUGUCAGUUUUGUCGUAUACUACAAAGAAGCGCCUUUCCAGAACAUUACAGAGUUUGAUGGUCAGGAUGGUUGCGGAUCGGACAGCUGGAACAUGGUUGACGUAGACUUACCGGAGGACCGAACCCAGAAUCCUGGUGUUCUGUUGUCCUUAUUGAAGCCCUGGACUCAGUAUGCUAUCUUUGUUAAAGCUGUAACAUUAGUUGUUGAGGACAAGCACAGGCAGCAUCUUGGGGCGAAGAGUGAAGUGGUGUACAUUCGGACUAAACCAUCAGCACCCUCAAUGCCUGUAGACAUUCGUGCUUACUCUAAUUCCUCAUCAAUGCUGGUGAUCCGGUGGUCUCCCCCUGUGGCUCCCAAUGGGAAUAACACCUACUACCUGCUCCGCUGGAAACAGCAAGGAGAGGAUCAGGAGCUCUACCAGCACAACUACUGCUCCAAAGAUCUGAAGAUCCCGAUCAGGAUUUCAGCCACAGGUUUGACAGAAACAGAGAACACAAAUCCCACCAAUCCUGAAACAAGUCGUGACAAAACCUCCUGUUGUCCAUGCCCUAAAUCAGAAAAGGAUCUGAAGGAAAUCGAGGAUGACAUCUACUACCGCAAAGCCUUUGAAAAUUUCCUCCAUAAUACCAUAUUUACACCCAGACCUCCCGACAGGCGACGGCGAGAUGUGUUUGGCGUGGCAAACGCAACUUCCAUCCACACUCUGAUGCCUGGAAACUGGAACCUGACAGGGGGAAACUUCUCAGAUGAUGAGCCGACCAGACGUGAACACUUCUUUCACGAGAGGAAGGUGAGGGAGCGCACAGCUGACAUCAGGUCCCUGCAGCCCUUUACCGUCUACCGCAUUGACCUGCACGCUUGCGAUGACGAGGUUCGACACUGUAGCGCAGCCGCCUUCGUAUUUUCCCGCACCAAACCGGCAGAAAGAGCCGAUGACAUUCCUGGCCCUGUGACCUGGGAAGGUCUAGAGGAUUCAGUGUUCCUUAAGUGGCCCGAACCGCACAAACCCAACGGCCUGAUCCUGCUCUAUGAGAUUCAGUACCGUCUUGGAGCUGAGCCCGAGAAGCACGAAUGUGUAUCCCGACAACACUACAGGGAGCACAAAGGCAUGAAACUCUCCAACUUGGGACCUGGAAACUACUCUGCACGUGUGCGGGCCACUUCUCUCGCAGGAAAUGGGUCGUGGACAGAUCCAAUAGCAUUCUAUGUGCUUCAGGUUGAACAAUCAGGUUACGAGCACUUCCUGUACUUCAUGAUCAUCCCAAUUAUUAUGAUAUUAGCCGUCUUCACUGGAGUGGUUUUCAUCUUGGUCAAUAAGAAACGGAACAGUGACAGGCUUGGAAACGGGGUCCUUUACGCUUCUGUUAAUCCAGAGUACUUUAGUGCAGCAGAAAUGUAUGUGCCAGACGAAUGGGAAGUUGAGCGAGAGAAAAUCACAAUGUGUAGAGAGCUUGGGCAAGGAUCCUUUGGUAUGGUGUAUGAGGGCAUCGCCAAGGGCGUCGUCAAGGACGAGCCGGAAACCAGGGUGGCCAUCAAAACAGUCAACGAAUCGGCUAGCUUGAACGAGCGCAUUGAGUUUCUGAAUGAAGCCUCCGUAAUGAAGGAAUUCAACUGUCACCAUGUGGUGCGUCUGCUGGGUGUGGUCUCGCAGGGACAGCCCACCCUUGUGAUCAUGGAGCUUAUGACACGGGGAGAUCUGAAGAGUUAUCUCCGCUCGCUACGGUCCACAGAGAGCACCUCUAGUCUGCCAUUACCACCCUUGAAAAAGAUGAUCCAGAUGGCAGGAGAGAUUGCGGAUGGCAUGGCUUACCUCAAUGCCAACAAGUUUGUUCAUAGAGACUUGGCAGCCAGGAAUUGCAUGGUGGCCGAGGACUUUAUAGUGAAAAUUGGUGAUUUUGGCAUGACGCGGGACAUUUAUGAGACAGAUUACUACAGAAAAGGAGGCAAGGGACUGCUGCCUGUGCGGUGGAUGUCUCCAGAGUCCCUCAAAGAUGGAGUAUUCACCACCAUGUCUGAUGUGUGGUCCUUUGGGGUGGUGUUGUGGGAAAUCGCCACCCUUGCCGAACAGCCCUAUCAGGGCAUGUCCAAUGAGCAGGUGCUGCGGUUUGUCAUGGAGGGAGGACUGCUCGACAAACCAGAUAACUGCCCUGAUAUGCUGUUUGAACUGAUGCGCAUGUGCUGGCAGUACAACCCCAAAAUGCGGCCAUCCUUCCUGGAGAUCAUCAGCAGCAUCAAGGACGACCUGGAGCUGGGCUUCAAAGAGACUAGCUUCUUCUACAGCGAGGAGAACAAACCUCCUGACACUGAAGAGCUGGACAUGGAGAAUGUGGGAACCAUGGAGAACGUUCCUCUAGAGCCAUCCUCCAACCUGCAGCCCCUCACCCCCUCCUCGGCCUUCCCCCAGCAGUGUACCCCUGUACCCCAGGGCUCUGUCACGCCCGCCGGGCCAUCCUCGCCCCCUUCCUCCCCCUGCUCCACGGACAAGCACCCGCUCCCGGCAUCCGCUGCGAACGGACCCUCCAUGGUUCUCCGGAGCCCUUUUGACGAGACCCAGUCUUACACUCACAUGAACGGGGGGCGAAAGAAUGAGCGUGCCUUGCCCCAGUCAUCGGCUUGCUGAUCCAGUUCCCUUUACGUCACGUCUCUUUGACUGAAACAUGGACAUAUCUCCGUGUUUGUCAAGCCACUGUGUGGUCUCCUGAGAAGAAAUAUAUAUAUAUAUCAAAAGAAAUUCUCAAACCUGCCAAAUUCUUUCCUUUUUUGCAUUGCCAAAUUAUUCUGUCGUCUCUUUACCUGUCCCUUCAACUUCAUCUUGGCCUCAUUCCUUUCUCCUUUUAUGUUCUCAAUCAGCUCGAAAAUAUCAAAUAAGACACUUCACUCUUUUCACACUGGUGUACAUGCUUUUUCCAGUCAUAUUCUAGCCAAAAAGUUAAAUCAGUACUUUCUACGCCUGCCUCUUGUUCUCAUUGGCCGGAUGUAUACGAAGCUUCUUGCUUUGGGUUAGACGCAUUUCAGACAGCAAGAAAAGGUGAAACGAUGCAAAAACAACAUGGCACCAAAAUGACAACAAAUGCAACAGACACAAAAUUGCAAAAUAAAAUUUAGAAUGGAUUUGGGUAAAAUAGAGCUCAAAAGUUUUUCUAUCUUAAUGUUUAACUAGACAUCUCUCGAUUGGUCUUUCAGUUGUAUGUUGGACCACAAAGCGUGUACAUGGUUUGUCACUUUUGUACCUUUUUUACAGUUCAGAUGACCAUCUAUGUGUCUGUGCUGAAAAAAGCUGCUAUUUUAUUCUUGUUUUUCUUUUGUAGUUGUAAUAUAUACAGUAUAUAUAUGGAUAGAUAUAAAGAGAUUCUUCAGGUGUAAUUCUUUGCCUUUCCACUACAGUCCAUUUUAAUAUGCUUAUAGUUCUGCAAAAGAAGAAAAGAGAUAAAGAGUUCACGAGUUGAGUUUUGCCAUGUAAAGUUGUUUAAUGCCUUGGUUUUUUGGACAGAUUUUUCUAAAGUUAGAUUCAUACUGUUUUUUUUUUCUCUUGAAAAGGAAAAUCUGCAAGGUAACAUACUUCUGUCUUCAUGCCAUUAUAACAACGGCGAACGUGAUUCUCAAACAGCUCCGCACUGUGUUUCUCACCAUAUUAAUGCGCUACAAAUUCUCUCAGGUCAAACUCCUUCAAGUUUUGGUCUCAGACCCCUGUAAUGUUUUCUUGUGUCGUUAUUCAUUCCUCUGUUUUUGGUCAUACGCAUUCACAAGUCGACUGGAUUGAAAAUUAAGGCAAAAUUUGCUUUUGAAUUCAUUUAAUUUCGUAAAUGUCGACUUGCCGCAUACUUUAUUGAUUGUUCAGCCUUAUUUGUGACUGAUCCUGCCACCGUUUUUAUAUGUUAUGAACUCUGCAUUUCCUUCCUUCCAAGCAGAGUCUGAUAAACAAGAAUUCUACAGAUACGAUUCAGCAUAACUCUAUGCAGAAGUUGUGUUUGUAACAUAGAUCACUUGUAUACAUUUAAGAUACAGGUUUGACCAUGAGCACCAGUUUUUGAGCCUUUUUUCCUUUAAGGAUUUUUCCUUUUUUGUUUUCCCCAUCCUGAGCUUUUUUCGUUCUUUUUUUCCAUUAUUUAUUUUGUUUCUCACCUAUUUGUGAUAUGUUUAUGAUCACUGUAAAUAAUAAUAAUAAAAAAACCUUGAUGAAGUGUUACAUUUUAGAUAUUUUUACAUGUUGUGUUUUUUUUUUUUUUUUUUUUUUUUUUUUUCAUGAUUUGGGAUUUUUUCUUUUUUCUUCAAAUAUUUAUCUACCUCACUCUUUUUUUUUUAUGUACCUGUAUAUAAAGUACAUCUGACCUUUUUCAUUAAGAGGGCAAUGUUACUGGUCUCUGUAUCUGGGUAAACCUCAUAAACGCUUCAAACCACAAUCUUGGAGUGGAGAAAUUGCGGAUUUAUGGACAUUUUUUAAUGAAUAGCUGCUUUCUUUCUUAUCGGAUCUCGCUCAAAUGUGUCUAUUAUUUAUUUCUGAGAUUAAAAAUACAGGUCUGACAAUUGACUCCAAAUGCUGGAAUGUUGCUGACAUUUAAUUAUUAUAUUUUUUCACUAUAUAUAAUGAUUUUCUGAUCUCCUCGCCCUUUCAUGUCUCUGAAACUCACUGUUUGCAUCUUUCUUAUUUAAAAAUGUCUUUACACAUUUAUUGGAAGAUUGUACUUAAAUAUUUCAGAAAUCAAAUGUUUAUUAUUUCGAAAACACUUUGGGUGAAAAUGGAUGUAUGUUAUCAGGUGCAUCAAAUGUACAGUAUGAUGAACAAUUUUUAUGACCUUUGGAAAACAAAACUAUUUUUUAUAUCACCAGGAAAAAUCCCAUAUAAAAGGUCAUUGCGAUAUUGGGCAAACUAUUUCAGUGUAAUUGAAGUAAAAAUGAACAGAAGCAGUAUAAAAGUAGCUUUUAUUAACGGUUUAUUUAUUUCAUAGCUGUUCAAGACAGAAUAUUACUUAUUCAGUUCAAAACAAUUCAACUAUUGUGAUGUGUUUGGUGCAUGAUAUUGGGCUGAAUAAAUUAAACAUCUGAACAUUUUGGUACAUCUGAUUACAAGGGAAGUGUACAAACUGUUGGUCAUUGAAACUGGCCCAAGCGAAUGAUUUAAAAGCAUUUACAUGUUGUUGUUUUGUUUUGUUUUUUUUCUCUUCAUGAACGUUGCACAUUUGGUUAUUUAAAGAUGGUCCAAGAUCAUUCAAGACGCCAACCUAAUGCUCCUCUCUGACCAUGUCUUAGCUGUAACACCAUUUCAAGAUUGUUCAGUUUCCUGAUACAGAUCUAUUGACUUUGGGCUAGAUAUUCUCAGGGCUGAAGGUUUUGAGUGGGCAUCAAAGGGACAGGAAGUGACCCGUCCUGAGAGCUCACUCGACCCUGCUGCUGAUGACACUGCUGCUCCCUAUCAUCUCACGAGAUGAAUCUUCUGAAAUCUGGGCAUUACAGUGUGCUCUGUGAGUACAGGAGGUCUGAGAGUUGAGCAAUAGGAGGUCUUCAUGGUCUGGUUGCACCAUCUCGAUAGAAACUGAAAAGGAUUUGUUUAACUCCAUGUUAUUUCAUUAAACUUGUUGAUGCCGGUAGAGCAAAAUGUUAAGAUGUUCAAGAGCCGUUGAGACAUGCCAGCACGUCAUCAAGAUCAAGAGAUGUACAACUUUUAUUAUAAAAGUUAAUUAUACUGUAUAAAGGGGUGUUACAGAUCCAGAGGGAGGGGAGAAUGGAGAAAGUUUUGUGGUCCAAAUCUGUUCAAACCUGGCUGUUCUGAUUAAAAAAGGA
Molecule: messenger RNA, 8200 nt
Organism: Myxocyprinus asiaticus (Chinese sucker)
Lineage: Eukaryota; Metazoa; Chordata; Actinopteri; Cypriniformes; Catostomidae
Product: insulin-like growth factor 1 receptor
Exons: 21
Coding region: 888-5042 (1384 amino acids)
Biological process (GO): positive regulation of kinase activity; regulation of JNK cascade; positive regulation of phosphatidylinositol 3-kinase/protein kinase B signal transduction
Cellular component (GO): insulin receptor complex; membrane; axon
Molecular function (GO): insulin receptor activity; phosphatidylinositol 3-kinase binding; ATP binding
Source: RefSeq, a predicted model, not a curated record